Molecule: messenger RNA, 420 nt
Organism: Penicillium brevicompactum
Lineage: Eukaryota; Fungi; Ascomycota; Eurotiomycetes; Eurotiales; Aspergillaceae
Product: mediator of RNA polymerase II transcription subunit 31
Exons: 1
Coding region: 1-420 (139 amino acids)
Biological process (GO): regulation of transcription by RNA polymerase II
Cellular component (GO): core mediator complex; mediator complex
Molecular function (GO): transcription coregulator activity
Source: RefSeq, a predicted model, not a curated record
AUGGAGCCAGAGCAACCUCCCCCAACAUUGACAAACCCACGGUUCACGCUCGAGCUCGAAUUUGUUUCAUCACUCGCCAAUCCAUACUAUCUAUCGCACUUGGCCGUUACCUAUCCAAAUCUCUUGGGAAUCUCGCGUGACGAUGACAGCGAGUCUUCGUCACCAGACGCCCAGGCAUUCGCAGCCUACCUAGCCUACCUCUACUCUUACUGGAAGACGCCCGAGUAUUCCCAGUUCCUCACUCACCCCGGCCCCACGCUCCGAGCGCUUCGAUUGCUUCAGGAAGAGACCUUCCGUCGCGAUAUUAUCUUGCCGCAGGUCAUCGAGGGUCUGGUAGGGGUCAAUAUGCCUGAAGCUCCAGCCGAGGCCGACACAGCAGUCGCAGAAAACCAACCGGACGGUCAAAAUGGAAAGACAUGA